AUGCAACGUUCAAUCUCCUCAGCUAAAAAUGUCUAUCGCAACAUCCUCCAGCACCAUAGACCACCGACUGCCGCCAUCGUUACAGGCCCGCAACCACCAUGUGAUGUGUUUAUCAACCACCGUGGGAUCGACACCAAGAAGAACAUUGCGGGGCUUUUAUAUGAUCAUCUCAUGAUGUUAAAACUAAGGCCUUUUUUAGACAGUAAAAAUAUGAAACCGGGUGAUAAAUUGUUUGAAAAAAUCAACAAUGCAAUCACCGAAUGUAAAGUUGGCAUUGUGGUUUUUUCUCCACACUACUGUCAAUCUUAUUUUUGUUUGCAUGAAUUGGCGCGCAUUACAGAAACUAGGAAGAGGGUAAUACCGGUUUUUUGUGAUGUUAAACCAUCUGAGCUUACUGUUAUAAACCAAUGGAAUACACCUAAAUAUGAGCUAGAUUGUUUCAAAUCGGCUCUCGAGGAGGCUAAGUACACUGUUGGCCUAACCUUUAAUUCGUCUAACGGGGACUGGCCAGGAUUUCUAGUGACCGCCACAGAAGCUAUUAUCCAGAACAUGAUAGAGGUGGAAGAGCAAAAUCAAUAA
This is a messenger RNA of Helianthus annuus (common sunflower), 579 nucleotides long. Its product is annotated as protein VARIATION IN COMPOUND TRIGGERED ROOT growth response-like. The coding region runs from base 1 to 579 and encodes 192 amino acids. The transcript is spliced from 2 exons. The record is from RefSeq and is a predicted model, not a curated record. Gene Ontology annotation, biological process: signal transduction. NCBI's taxonomy places the organism in Eukaryota, Viridiplantae, Streptophyta, Magnoliopsida, Asterales, Asteraceae.